GUUAAAGCCGAACCCAUACCCGAGUCCGAACACCCAAAAACAAACCCACGGCCACGAAAUUGGUAUUCCCUUUUCUUGUUCCCUACUCCAUUCAUUCUCUCAAUUCUCACUUCUUCCUCAUUCUCUCUGUAAUCAAACAACUCCAAAAAUGGCAACAGCUAUGGUUCUCGACCCGAAACCCGCCGAGAAACCACCGGCAACUCGACCGGAAACCUCCAUCACCGACGUUCCUUACGACGGCGAAGAUGACCUAUACGCUCGCUUGAAAUCACUUCAACGGCAACUCGAAUUCAUCGAGAUCCAAGAGGAAUACGUAAAGGACGAGCUCAAAAACCUCCGGCGAGAACAUUUGCGGGCACAGGAAGAAGUCAAGCGGAUCCAGUCGGUGCCGUUAGUAAUUGGACAGUUCAUGGAGAUGAUUGAUCAGAAUAACGCUAUUGUAGGUUCAACUACGGGUUCUAAUUACUAUGUUAGGAUACUUAGUACGAUUAAUCGAGAGCUUCUUAAGCCGUCGGCUUCUGUGGCUUUGCAUCGCCAUUCGAAUGCGCUUGUUGAUGUUUUGCCACCUGAGGCUGAUUCCAGUAUUUCGCUGCUUAGCCAAUCGGAGAAGCCUGAUGUUACUUACAAUGAUAUUGGAGGUUGCGACAUACAAAAGCAGGAAAUCCGUGAAGCUGUUGAGUUACCUCUGACUCAUCAUGAGUUGUACAAGCAGAUUGGUAUAGACCCUCCUCGUGGUGUGUUGCUCUAUGGUCCACCAGGCACUGGGAAAACUAUGCUUGCAAAGGCUGUAGCACAUCAUACCACCGCGGCCUUUAUAAGGGUGGUUGGCUCAGAAUUUGUUCAGAAGUACUUGGGCGAGGGCCCACGAAUGGUUCGUGAUGUCUUUCGCCUUGCCAAAGAAAAUGCUCCAGCAAUCAUAUUUAUUGAUGAGGUUGAUGCAAUUGCUACUGCUAGGUUUGAUGCUCAGACUGGAGCUGAUAGAGAGGUCCAGCGUAUCCUCAUGGAACUACUAAAUCAGAUGGAUGGGUUUGACCAAACGGUGAAUGUGAAAGUUAUUAUGGCAACCAAUAGAGCUGACACACUGGACCCUGCACUUUUACGUCCUGGAAGGCUUGAUCGUAAGAUUGAAUUUCCUUUGCCUGACAGACGUCAAAAAAGGCUCGUUUUUCAGGUAAGCACUGCUAAGAUGAACUUAGGUGAUGAGGUCGACUUGGAAGACUAUGUUUCUCGCCCUGAUAAAAUCAGUGCUGCUGAGAUUGCGGCUAUCUGUCAAGAAGCUGGUAUGCAUGCAGUGCGCAAGAAUCGAUAUGUCAUACUUCCGAAGGACUUCGAAAAGGGUUACAGAACCAACGUGAAGAAGCCUGACACUGACUUUGAAUUCUACAAGUGAUUGUUGUUAAAGGCUAAGCAAAUACUUAAGAAAUCUACUAGUGAUUGUUGUUAAAGGCUAAGCAAAUACUUGAGAAAUCUACUAUGUAAGCCUGUACGUUUUUCCUUUGUAGUUCUGAACUGUUGAAUGUUUAAUGGUUGUUUCUAGCUUUUCAGUAAGAUGGUUUGUUCGUUCAAAAA
Messenger RNA from Solanum dulcamara, 1569 nucleotides. RefSeq names its product 26S proteasome regulatory subunit 6B homolog. The transcript is spliced from 6 exons. Gene Ontology annotation, molecular function: ATP binding; proteasome-activating activity; ATP hydrolysis activity. The record is from RefSeq and is a predicted model, not a curated record. Gene Ontology annotation, biological process: proteasome-mediated ubiquitin-dependent protein catabolic process. Lineage: Eukaryota; Viridiplantae; Streptophyta; Magnoliopsida; Solanales; Solanaceae. Gene Ontology annotation, cellular component: proteasome regulatory particle, base subcomplex. The coding region runs from base 149 to 1390 and encodes 413 amino acids.